GUUUUAUCGUCAAAUGUUUGGUUAUUUUCAUUUCACACAUACUGCCUACUUUCAGAGCAAAACCGGCAUUUUAUUCUAUCACCAUUAAACAAUAUGGAAAUUGAAAGUAUUUUAGUUACCGGAGCAAACAGAGGAAUAGGCUUAGAAUUUGUGAAACAAUUAGUUAAAUUACCUAAGCCUCCUCGUUUCAUCUUUGCUACCUAUAGAGAUGAAAAUUCAACACAAGCUCUUAAAGAGAUUCGAGAUGCAUCCAAGAAAAGCGAAGUUGUGCUUAUCAAAAUGGAUAUCACAAAGAAGGAUGAAAUUGAAAGCGCACAUAGGACGAUAGAAAGCAAAGUUGGAGACAAAGGUCUCAACCUGUUGAUCAACAAUGCUGGUGCUUUGGAGCGGGAGGGCUUUCCCGAAAUCACGGAGGAGGACAUGCUGUUCCAUUUUACCAUCAACACAGUGGGACCUGUCAUGGUUCUAAAGGAACUGCUUCCUCUGCUUCAGAAAGCAGCUGCUCGUAAGGACAGCGGGAUGAACGUGUCCAGAGCAGCUGUCCUUAACAUUUCCUCCAUUGGAGGCUCCAUUGGUGAAUUGACAGAAGAGAUGCCGAAAGAUUGGUUGAAAAUACUUAGCUACAGAACCAGUAAGGCUGCUCUAAACAUGGCAAUGCGAGUGGUUGCUCUUACCAUAAAAGAUCAGGGCAUCCUGGUGGUGAACAUGUGCCCCGGGUGGGUGAAGACGGACAUGGGAACCGAGCAAGCCUUGCUGACCCCAGAAGAGAGCAUCUCUGCUAUGAUACAGACUUUAUCUCAACUGAAUGAAUCGAAUCACGGGGCCUUCUUGGACAGAAACGGAGCUACCAUUAAGUUUUGAAUAUCACACUAAGAAUGUUUCAUCACAAUGUAUUCUCUCCUCUACAGAAAUGGAUUCAAAGAUUCCCAGACAAAUUUAAUGUUACAGUUUAUUAAAAUGCAUAUUUAGGUAAAAGCAUUUCCGUAAUCUAUAUUAACAUAAAAUAAAAUUACGUUUUCCCUAGUUUCGCUAAUCAGCAUAAAUGUUGUUUUGGUAAUAUUUCUUGAAUAAAAAUUUUCAAAUAUUUUG
Messenger RNA from Argiope bruennichi, 1089 nucleotides. RefSeq names its product C-factor-like. The transcript is spliced from 5 exons. Lineage: Eukaryota; Metazoa; Arthropoda; Arachnida; Araneae; Araneidae. The coding region runs from base 94 to 861 and encodes 255 amino acids. The record is from RefSeq and is a predicted model, not a curated record.